ACACUCGCCCCUAGUGGCCAGGCUUCUCUCUAGCUCGCACACAAUCUGCCGGUUGGCAUAGGGAACGCCAUAGCUGGUUGCUCGAGACGGCCUAUAUAAAGAUGGCGGCCGCAGCUGCAGCUUCGCUUCGCCAGGUGGUAACUGCUCACUGUAUCGCCUCGACGUCGUCCGCGGCGGCUAUCAGGUCGACACGUGUCCAGGCAGUUAAGGAAUGUGAGUUGGCCAUUCAGUUGGACCCCAACUUUGCGAGAGCGCAUCAACGGCUGGGGGGAUUGCUUACCCGGUUUGGCAAAUUGGAUGAGGCGAUGUGGCACCUGCACAAGAGUGAAGAGCUUGGGGCAGAGAGAAGCGACACGGGAAAAGUGGGCACUCUGCAGGAACACAUUUCAAAGGCUGGCACAGCCACUGCCAACCAGGAUUGGGAUGAAGCACUUAGGCAGGCAGAAAUGGCGAUACAGGCGGGCGCUGAUCUGACCAUGGAUGUGUGGAAGAUCAGAGUGAAAGCUCUUCUGCAACUUCGCCGUCUAGCUGAAGCCGAGAAAGUGCUUCAAGAGGCGCAACAGGCUGAGUCUGCAGCACUGUGGCCUGGCGCAGCAUCGUCAGACAGUGAGCUUUUGUGCCUGCGUGCAGAAAUUGACAUUGCGCUUGGCAGUUUCGAGUCUGCUGCAGUAGCAUCUGAGCAGGCAGCUCGCUUGGAUCGCGAGAACAAGGAAAUUGCAAGGACCAUGAAAAAGGCAUGUGCUCGGGGAUUUUCGUUGAGGUUGUGUGCGCCGCGAGUUUCCGCCUCCCGGUCGCUAUCUUUCGCUGCGAGGAGAAGUGUGUGGAAGCCCUCUACGCGGAGGACGACAGUAAGAUGCAGUGCGGAUGCAUCUGGGGCUGCCGCUGCUGAGCUUGACCCGGCGGUUAUUGAAAAAGUCAUCGAUAUUAUUGUUGAGAAGGCGGGAGUUGAGAGGGGCCAGAUUAAGCCACAUACUGGGCUCGAGGAGCUGGUUGAUUCUCUUGACCAGGUGGAGAUCAUGAUGAGCCUGGAGGAUGAGUACCAUAUUGAGCUGGAUGAGCAAAAUGCUGCGAAGCUGUCGACAGUCAUGGAUGUUGCAAAAUAUAUUGCGGAGGAGAUGAAAAAGCCGAAGUCGAAAUAGAGAGCGAAGACGACAAAUGCUGCCGUAUGUCAAACAAACAUGUGAGAUGGCAGCUCGAUUCUGAGUGACUUGGGAGACCUAGAGUGACCUGUACACCUUUUUUGUAUGGAUGUAUUCCAGAUUCUCCCAAUUCCGUCUUUUGUGUAACUCAGUUCUGCCGUAUUUCUGCUGGAUAAAUAAAUGGUGGUUGUGUUUGCUUGACGUGUCGUCUGGACACCCAUGUCCCUUACAGUCAACAAGUCAUAUGUUGUGGGGAGUUCAGUCUUGCGGCUUGUUGUCAAGACGCCCUUGGUUUGUUGGGAUAACACGCCACCUUUUUUUUUUCUUUUUUUCUUUUUUUUAACAGGGCCUUAUGGUCCUGGUGGGAUAACACACCACCUUCUUUUGUUGUUUAGGAGGUGUCUCCUCGAGGGCAGAGUUGUGAACGUUGGCUUGGUCGAAUGUCCGAACAAUGCGAUUGUACAGAAACGGGUAGGCAUACCGGUCAAGUUGUACUCCUGGGCCUGAUCCGCACCCCUCGUACAAAUAUGAGAGAGGUUCAGGUUGGGGUCGGGGGUCGGUGGGGCUUUAGGGGGGGGGGGGGGGGGGNGCUUUCGAAUGAUGUGCCUGUUGCUUGGAACUGGGCUUUGCAAGUGGAAACAGGAAAGAGGGCUUCGAAGAAUGUCAUGGGAGAGAGGCUUUAGGUGGUUGACUACAACCCCUCUGCAUCUCUGGGAAAUUUUAUGCUUGUAAUUUUGGAAGCGGCUCCUUUGAAUCUUCGGCUGCAUUGUGACUCAGAUUUGCGGAGCUGUUUAUUUAGAACCGACGCACAUUUGUGGAGCUGUUUAUGUAGAGCUGACACACACACAGAUGUAGACGGACACACUCACACACACACACACACACACACACACACACACACAGAAAGAGAGAGAGAGGGAGGGAGAGAGAGAGAGAGAGAGAGAGAGAGAGAGAGAGAGGAGGUGUAGGCUCAGUUUGGCUGUUCAUUAUCUUUUGGGCAGAGGGAAUUGAGAACUGUUUGUCCAUAAUUUGGUGGCUGAUAUUUUUCUAGCAUGCAAAACACAGGAAGGUUGUACUUCAAAAAAAAACUACAUCCUCCGCAUGGAAGUCAAAAUUGGCCUACUUGAGACCUCUAUUGUCUUUGUUUUUUAUGGUCUUUGAAAAUCUAUCAUAUUCUGUUGGAGAAUAAGAAUAAUAAAUAUCCUGUCUUUUUAUAGCAUGCAAUGGUGUUAUCACUGCUGUGUGCCCGGUCGCGCCACAUGGGUACUGCUUUGAACCUGUUGGACACGGAUAAGGUUUUUCAG
This is a messenger RNA of Chara braunii, 2443 nucleotides long. NCBI's taxonomy places the organism in Eukaryota, Viridiplantae, Streptophyta, Charophyceae, Charales, Characeae. The record is from the annotation of a GenBank genome assembly.